Molecule: messenger RNA, 2499 nt
Organism: Spirometra erinaceieuropaei
Lineage: Eukaryota; Metazoa; Platyhelminthes; Cestoda; Diphyllobothriidea; Diphyllobothriidae
Source: the annotation of a GenBank genome assembly
AUGCCAUGUCCAAAGCUCUGGGGUUUCCUGACAGUUUUUGGAUCUGCUUGCAUUUACUUAUCAUUUGGUUACAAUCUCACAACUGGUUAGCGUCUUUUUACUAAUGACUUUUUUAAAGGCAACAUGAAUCCAUAUCUCAUUGCUUAUCUGGGCAUAUCAAGGAGUCAGUGCAUAUGGUUUAAGGCAGUUAUAUUUGCUGGGCAAGCAUUGAGUAUGCCAGUUGGAGGCAUACUAGCCUCAAAAACAGGCUUCCGACUCGUAACGAUCAUUGGCUCACUAUUGACAAGGUGAGUAAAUUUUUAAAAAAUCAAUUGUUUUUUAGGAAAAACUUAACACAUUCCUUGCAGAACUGCAUCUUACCUAUUUAUCGUCUGUUUCUUGUAGCGCUGGAAUUCUUCUUUCUUACCUGACCAUCAAUUAUGGUUUUGGAGCUUUCAUUAUAACAUACAGUGUGAUGUUUGGCAUCGGAAUAGGACUGCCAUACUCUGUCCUUAUUUCGAUAGCUACCUCGGUAAGUAGGAUUUUCGGGCUUUUGCAUUAAGAAUAAGCCUAGUAAGCACCAAUUAAUUCUUUUUAAAGGAAAUUGUCCAUUUCAAUUUUAAUAUUUUAGUGGUUUCCGAAGAAUCGGGCUUUAAUAAUGGGCAUAUUAUCAGCUGGUUUAUGCAUUGGAGGUCUCGUGUUCAAUCCAAUUCAGAUAGCUGUGAUCAAUCCGCAUAACAUCCGAAAUCUAACUGAGUGAGUUUCCCUUGAAACUGACACAAAUGCAACUGAUAUCAGUUACACAUGUAUCAACUAAGAUGAAUGAGGGCGAGUAUCGUUCCUGUGUCCAAUCUAUUUGUUUGUUUCCAUGUAUUUGUGAUCGUCAAUUAAUUUAUAAUUGUUUUUUCUACCUUAAGUCCACAGGUUAAAGAUAACGUACCAAAGAACUUCCUUGUUCUCGGCGGAUUAAUGUUAGUUCUACAGGUCAUUGGCCUAUGUCUGUGCAGGAAGUGCAAAGAAAACACCAAUACUGACGUAAAUUUGUUGAGAAAAAUCUGUUUUAUCGCAGUUGUGGUUUUACUUAUUGAAAGGUUUAACUCUUAUAGAAACCAAUGGGUCCCGAAUCAACAGACGUUGAGUAAGUGCCUCAAAUAUCUACCAAAAUGUUCUAUUGUGUUCGUUUGCGAUCGUCUAACAACAUUCGGGCGGAUCGCAUUUUUGAGCUAUCACCAAUUUAACAAGUGCUUGCAUAAAUUUCUGCUUCUGCAUAGGGCACCGAGCGAAAGUUCAUCUUGGCCAAACUCAUCACAUUCAAUUGCCAACAACGGAAUAGACCAUAAAAAGGCGAGGUAAGAAAUCUGGAAAUUAUCCAUAAAAGACAAAUAUAUACUAACACUGCAUCCAAUAAUCCGUCAUAUUUUAGGCAAGAAGUUAUCAAUUAUACGGUAUCGGAAGCACUGAGAUCCAUCGACUUUUACAUAAUCUUCUUUAUAACCUUUUUGGUCAACAUGGUCAUUACGCUUCAGACGUCCACUUACAAGGUAUGCUAUGUCCCAGUAAUGGUUGCAUUGAGUUAGUACAUUCGAAUUUUCACUUUUUGCAUUUAUUGAUUAUUUUUUAAGGUGUAUGGUGGAGAUUUUAAUUUGGACGACCGCUUAAUGACAAUUAUCGUAACAGUGAAGUCUGUACUCAGUUGCUUUGAGGGGAUGCUGUGGGGCUCAGUGAAUGACAAGUUUUCGUUCAAGGUAUGUGCAUUAUUAUGCUUUGGCACUUAUAGUCCUGCACUUUCAAAAGGGUGGUCUAAACUACAUACAGGUGUCGCCACCUAAGAGUUCGUUAUGCACAUCUCACAUAUAUGCAUUUUUAUUGCAGCUCCCUUUUGGUUGGAUGUUGCUACAAUGGGCACUAUUCAUGGCCACUUUCCCUUUCAUCAACCAAGCUAGCUUCAUGAAUGUUCUAUUUGGCAUCUGGAUUUUCGCCCUCUUUUUCAGUAUGGCGGGGCAUUAUGUGCUCUUGCCGGCUGCAUGUACGAGCCUAUUUGGGCACAAAAAUAUGGCAACAAUAUACGGUCUCGUGUUCUUGGCCAAUGUAAGCCUUAAUAGUGAUGCUUAAGACAUCUCCAAUAUACGCCUUUUCGCACGGCACAUUUUUGUUAGCAUAAGCGGAUAUUUUUCGUAAUAUUUAGGCUCCCAGCUCUCUGUUGCUGUCGGCAAUCAUUUCGCAAUUCGAAAUCGCGGGAAAGUGGACUGCAGUGUAUCUCUCAUGCACUGCUAUUUUGUGUAUAAGUAUGUUCCUAAUAUUAAUUAAUUUCACAUUUGUUAACAGAUAUUAAGGAAAUAGGAGGUGACGAGUUUCUUUUUUUCAGGCUUCCUUCUUUUGCUAUUCCUUCGUGAUGACAGAAGCGCCUGCAACAAGAUCAACACACCUUGCGCCGCCAUUUGUGAUCCAUGCCGUAUAAUGCCGGGUCCAAAAGAAGACUUUUCUGAAACAACUUCAGAUCGAUCUACAGUCCGUGUUUAA